Gossypium raimondii (Peruvian cotton) is the source of this 628-nucleotide messenger RNA. Its product is annotated as patatin-like protein 3. Bases 1 to 291 code for a protein of 96 amino acids. The record is from RefSeq and is a predicted model, not a curated record. The transcript has 2 exons. Gene Ontology annotation, molecular function: monoacylglycerol lipase activity; glycerophospholipase activity. Lineage: Eukaryota; Viridiplantae; Streptophyta; Magnoliopsida; Malvales; Malvaceae.
AUGGAGAGUUUCAAGCAAAAUGCGAAAUUUAAUGAUAUCGAACCAAUGGAUAACAAGUGGAUGCUCGUGCUUUCGCUCGGAACCGGUAUUGCCUCCAUGGAUGCACCAAAGUAUGAUGCAGUUACAGCCAAUAAUUGGGGAAUGUUGGACUGGAUCUUCCUCAAUGGAACACACCACUUCUUGAUGCUUGUGGGCAAGCGAGUUCCGAUGUGGUUGAUUUUCAUGUUUCUGCUCUUUUCCGAACCUCUAGGUGCAAAGAAAAUUAUCUUCGCAUUCAGGAUGACUGGUUGACGGGCGCAGCAUCAACAGCUGAUAUUGCAACCGAGGAGAAUCUGCAGAAGCUUGUGGGGAUUGGAAACGAACUCUUGAAGAAACCUGUUUCGAAGCUGAAUUUUGAGACCGGCAGACUAGAGGAAGAUGAAGGACUCACAAAUGAAGAAGCUCUUGCUAAAUUUGCCAUCAGACUCCAUGAACAACGAUGUUUUCGUCUUAGUGCCUAAGGGCAUGCAAGAAAAUUGAGAUUUUUCCCCUUGGAAAAUGUUGUCUUUGAAUAAAAACUUGGGAGUUUGCUUGUUUGUUUCGCCUCUAAAUAAAUCGAGAAACUAAAGUUUUCUCGAAGAUUAAGCUA